Messenger RNA from Verticillium alfalfae VaMs.102, 900 nucleotides. RefSeq lists its product as hypothetical. NCBI's taxonomy places the organism in Eukaryota, Fungi, Ascomycota, Sordariomycetes, Glomerellales, Plectosphaerellaceae. The record is from RefSeq and is a predicted model, not a curated record. The transcript is spliced from 2 exons. Bases 1 to 900 code for a protein of 299 amino acids.
AUGCGUACUUCUACCUUCCUCCUCGCCGCCUCCACGGCUGGCUCAGUUCUCGGCGUCCCUCUGGUCAAGAAGGACAACUACGACCCUCUCCCCGGAGGUGACAUUGAUAUCCUCAACUAUGCCCUCACGCUUGAGUUCCUUGAGCGCAAAUUCUACGAGCAGGGCCUGGCAAACUACACCAAGGAGGAGCUUACUGGUGCCGGUCUGGAUGCCAACCUCUAUGAGAACCUUCAGACCAUCUAUUCUGAUGAGAAGACACACGUUGACUUCCUCGCGGGCGCACUUGGUGAUAAGGCCAUUCCUGAGCCCACCUUUGCUUUCCCUUCCACUGACGCCAAGUCCUUCCUCGGCCUUUCCGCCAUUCUCGAGGGUGUCGGUGUUUCGGCCUACCUCGGCGCUGCCGCCGUCAUCGCCGACAAGGCUUACGUGACCGCUGCCGGCGCUAUCCUGACCGUCGAGGCUCGCCACGCAGCCUACAUCCGUAAUGCCAUCGGCCAAAAACCCUUCCCCACCCCGUUCGACACCCCCCUCAACUUCAACCAGGUCUUCUCUCUCGCUGCCCAGUUUGUCGCCGGUUUCGCCCCUGGUACCCCUGAGCUCCCCUUCCGCGCCUUUCCCUCUCUGUCUGUCGUCAAGGCUGGCCACGGCCUCGUCUUCCCCGGCGCUGCUGCUGCCGCUGAGAAGGAGGGUCUUGUCAAGUACGGACAGAAGGUCUCUGCCGUCUUCUACUCUGGCCUCGACACCUACUACGGCUGCCUUUCUCGCAACGGUGACGACGGCAAGGACGGCAAGGCCGGUCCCGCUGGUCAGGUCUACGUCAUCCUCAGCACUGCCGACGGUAACACCGUCCAGGCUGCUGAUGAGAAUACCGUUGCCGGUGUGGGCAUCCUUGAGCUAUAA